AUGUCUGCCUUGAAUCGCAAUCGUAUUGCUCUCGAAAUCCAGGGUACCAAGGGUGAGGAGUAUUAUGGCCAGAUCUGCGCACUAAGCCAGAGAAGAGAGAAUGAAAACUUGAAGACCUAUUUUAAUGAACACCAGAAGCUUAUUGGACUCUUAGAUGCUGCCCUAAACCCGCCUCAGGCCAAACUUCAACUUGGGAGCUUCGGCACGCCAGAGCUGCAUUUUAGCCAACAUAUUUGCAGCAACACAUCAGGCAAGAUAGAAUUGGCCGCGUAUCAGAUCCUGACUGUCAACAACUGGGUCAUUACCGUUUGCUUGCAGGUCUUCGAUGGACAGGCUAGCCGUGAUAAACCCUUCAACAAGGAUGCUGCGGAUGCGGCUGCUACUGCCACCCAACUGGAAGAGAUUAAGAAAUCCCAGGGCGUUCAUAAACUCGAUCUUACCAUCAGAAAAGGGCAGGAGGAGGCUCUUACUGUAGCAGAAAGGAGUCUUCCGCAGCAGGCGGAAAGAAACAGACCCCUCUCAUGUCCAGCGACUACUCUACCCAACGUUUGUGUUGUGUUCUUGUUCAUAUGUCUCGAUGUCUUGAUGACACUCCCAAAGGGUCAAUGGACCACGCUUGUUGAGUCCCGCUCAUAUUUGCCUCAUCCUGGGGAUGGCACCAAGAAGAUCAGUUUGGCAGACUGGGGAGUGUCAAAGUAUGAUAUGAAGACUAGACUUAUGGCAAUUAUGGAUAAUUGGGCGGAAGACAACCAAGAGCCGGCUUUGUGGGUCCCGGCGUUCAGAUCCGUCUUCCUGUGGCCAAACCUCUGGUGUACUCGGCUUCAACCGCUUUUCGUAUCCAAAGUUACGCCUAAACCAGCAACGCUGCUCAGCUCACACAUCUACAAGAAGUCCGGAACGGAACCGUUCCCCUUUUGGCCAAUACGGGCGAACUCGGCCAUCCAGAAAACUGGCUGGUCUUCUGCAAAGUUGUCAAACAAAGACUACCCAGCGGUGAUUGACCUGAAUAUGGCGGGAACCUGGCCGAGCCUGCAGGGGGCAAUACAAAGCCUGUUGGCAUCACAAGGCCUAUAUCCCUGA
Molecule: messenger RNA, 1080 nt
Organism: Colletotrichum gloeosporioides
Lineage: Eukaryota; Fungi; Ascomycota; Sordariomycetes; Glomerellales; Glomerellaceae
Exons: 6
Coding region: 1-1080 (359 amino acids)
Source: RefSeq, a predicted model, not a curated record